CAACAACAUCCCCCCAUACACCCCCAUGAGCUCCCUCGGGCACGAGCUCGGCACGCUCUUCGGCUUUCUGUCCGCGUGCUUCGUCGUCAUGGGCGUGUAUGUGUAUUUCUGGCGCGCCGCCGAACACCGCGACGAAAAAGCCGAACAGCUCCGCCGCCAAAUGCUCCUGACGCGAGGCAUCCACCACGGCCAGGGCGGGGUGCGCGAGAAGAUCCUCCUCCAAACCCGACCCCCCAACCAACCGCUCCCGGGCCAACCCCAAUCCUCCACGCAAUCGCAAUCCAACCUGCAAUCCAUCGGCACCCUGUCCGCCACCCCCUCGCAAUCCAUCUUCCAGUCGCAGUCGAACCUGCAGUCGCCGCAGCAGCGCACGUUCGUGGAGCUAGGGAGUGAGGGCGAAGGUGGUCCCGGGGACGGGGGAGGAAGAGGAUGGAGGUCGCCGGGGGGUGUGAGUAGUUUGAGUCCGAGUCCGAGUCCGGUUACCGUUCCUGGGGUCGGUGUGGGAGGUGUUGGUGGUGGUAUGGCCAAGAGGGUCAAUUUGAAUGCGGCCAGUUUGGCGACCAAGUUGGGGAAUCCGCCCAGGGAGGAGGAUGUCGAGAUGGAUACUUUUGGGGGGAGAUGAUUUUUCUCUAUCUACUACUUCUACUUCUUCUUUUUAGGUACUGAGUGUCGUCUACUUUACUUGACUGAGUUUAUCCACCUUGAUGUGUUGUGUUUAGGGGGUUGCUUUCUUUCUGCUUUGUAUGCGCUGUGUGUGUUACUCUGUACUCUGUACUGUGUGUGUACCUACCGUUUCAGCUUUCCAAGGUACCUUUAUACUUUCUCAUUG
Molecule: messenger RNA, 829 nt
Organism: Aspergillus heteromorphus CBS 117.55
Lineage: Eukaryota; Fungi; Ascomycota; Eurotiomycetes; Eurotiales; Aspergillaceae
Exons: 2
Coding region: 26-622 (198 amino acids)
Source: RefSeq, a predicted model, not a curated record